UACCCUCCGAGCGAGAAAGCCUUUACUCGCGAGAGUUCCAUCCUUCUCUGGGUUCCUCCGCCGGCGCCCAGAUCGCGCGAGACCGCGGAGGGAGCUGGAGCGUCUGGCGCGCGCGGCGGCCGCGACGGACGCAAGAUGGCGACGGCGACCAUAGCUCUCCAGGUCAAUGGCCAGCAAGGCGGGGGGUCCGAGCCGUCGGCGGCGACAGUGGUGGCAGCAGGAGACAAAUGGAAACCUCCACAGGGAACAGACUCCAUCAAGAUGGAGAAUGGGCAGAGCACCUCUGCGAAGCUGGGACUGCCUCCCCUGACGCCUGAGCAGCAGGAGGCCCUCCAAAAGGCCAAGAAGUAUGCCAUGGAGCAGAGCAUCAAGAGCGUGCUGGUGAAGCAGACCAUCGCGCACCAGCAGCAGCAGCUCACCAAUCUGCAGAUGGCAGCAGUGACAAUGGGCUUUGGAGAUCCUCUCUCACCUUUGCAAUCGAUGGCAGCUCAACGGCAGCGAGCACUGGCCAUCAUGUGCCGGGUCUACGUGGGCUCAAUCUACUACGAGCUGGGGGAGGACACCAUUCGCCAGGCCUUUGCUCCCUUUGGACCCAUCAAGAGCAUCGACAUGUCCUGGGACUCUGUCACCAUGAAGCACAAGGGCUUUGCCUUUGUGGAAUAUGAGGUACCAGAAGCUGCGCAGCUGGCCCUGGAGCAGAUGAACUCUGUGAUGCUGGGAGGCAGGAACAUCAAGGUGGGCCGGCCGAGCAACAUAGGACAGGCCCAGCCCAUCAUUGACCAGCUGGCUGAGGAGGCACGUGCCUUCAACCGAAUCUAUGUGGCUUCUGUGCAUCAGGACCUCUCUGACGACGACAUCAAGAGUGUGUUUGAGGCCUUUGGCAAGAUUAAAUCUUGCACGCUGGCCCGCGACCCCACAACUGGCAAGCACAAGGGCUACGGCUUCAUUGAGUAUGAGAAGGCCCAGUCGUCCCAGGAUGCCGUGUCUUCCAUGAAUCUCUUUGACCUGGGUGGCCAGUACUUGCGGGUGGGCAAGGCUGUCACCCCUCCCAUGCCCCUGCUUACACCUGCCACACCUGGAGGCCUCCCACCUGCUGCUGCUGUAGCUGCAGCUGCAGCCACAGCCAAGAUUACAGCUCAGGAAGCAGUGGCUGGAGCAGCUGUGCUGGGUACCCUAGCCACACCGGGACUGGUGUCCCCUGCACUGACUCUAGCCCAGCCUUUGGGGGCCUUGCCCCAGGCUGUCAUGGCUGCCCAGGCCCCAGGAGUCAUCACAGGUGUGACCCCGGCCCGGCCUCCCAUUCCGGUCACCAUUCCCUCUGUGGGAGUGGUGAACCCCAUCCUGGCCAGCCCUCCUACAUUGGGACUCCUGGAGCCCAAGAAGGAGAAGGAAGAGGAAGAGCUGUUUCCCGAGUCAGAGCGGCCAGAGAUGCUGAGUGAGCAAGAGCACAUGAGCAUUUCAGGCAGCAGCGCCCGCCACAUGGUGAUGCAGAAGCUGCUCCGAAAGCAGGAGUCUACGGUGAUGGUUCUGCGCAACAUGGUGGACCCCAAGGACAUCGACGACGACCUAGAGGGGGAGGUAACUGAGGAAUGUGGCAAGUUUGGUGCUGUCAACCGAGUCAUCAUCUACCAGGAGAAGCAGGGUGAAGAGGAGGAUGCAGAGAUCAUUGUCAAAAUCUUUGUGGAGUUUUCUGUAGCUUCUGAGACUCACAAGGCUAUCCAGGCCCUCAACGGGCGUUGGUUUGCAGGCCGCAAGGUGGUGGCUGAAGUGUAUGAUCAGGAGCGCUUUGAUAACAGUGACCUCUCUGCGUGACCUCGGCCCAUUCCCUGGACUUGUACUUACUUGUUUCUGGUUUCUUCGAGUGUUUUAGAGCCAUUUGUGGUGUCUGGGACAGCAGCCCAGCUUGUGUAUAAAGGUGCAGAUGCUGCCGGCCCUGAAUGUC
Molecule: messenger RNA, 1942 nt
Organism: Erinaceus europaeus (western European hedgehog)
Lineage: Eukaryota; Metazoa; Chordata; Mammalia; Eulipotyphla; Erinaceidae
Gene: PUF60
Product: poly(U) binding splicing factor 60
Exons: 12
Coding region: 136-1812 (558 amino acids)
Biological process (GO): regulation of alternative mRNA splicing, via spliceosome; mRNA splice site recognition; alternative mRNA splicing, via spliceosome
Cellular component (GO): precatalytic spliceosome; catalytic step 2 spliceosome
Molecular function (GO): RNA binding
Source: RefSeq, a predicted model, not a curated record